UGAUAAAGCGACUAUAAGGGUCGUUGGUUAAAGAUAAUGGCUCGACACCCACUUUCUCAUAAACAAUCCUCUAUCAUUCCCCUGACACUUCCUUCGCCUUCCUCCCAAUUUUCUUCCCCAGAAAACAUGCUUCAUCCUCCCAAAUCUAGUUUCUGUUUAUCGGAACACAUGGUGAACAACUAUGAUUCUAGAGUGCAAAAGACAGCUCAAAAUUAUAGGCGUUGGAACACCAUGGAAGCUGAUGUGACUUCGAUGAUGGAAGACGAUUCUGGAGCAUCCACUCCUUUAUGGGGAUCAACCAAUCCUUCAAGGAGUCCUUCGCAUGGAAAGAACAUAAAUUACCGAUGCUUAUCACCGUCAUCCAAGGCUCAAGCUAUCGCUAGAGGCCAAAAGGAGCUUAUGGAAAUGGUCAGCAGAAUGCCCGAGUCUUGUUUCGAACUUACUUUGAAAGAUCUUGUGGAACAACAACAGCCUGUGGUUGUUGAACCGAAACAGGAGAGUUUUGCUGAAGGGAGAGCUACCAUCGACCAACAUACGUACAACAAAGAGAAGGGGAAGAAGAAGAUGAAGAAGAAUCCGAAGCCUCAAUUUAAUAGAAGUGGGAGCAUAGAUAAUGGAGGGCUUCUUCUGAAAAUGGUGUUUCCAUUUUCCUUAGGGUCAAAGUGUAAGAACAAGAAGAAGAAGAAGAAUGAGUCUAAUACAAAUCAUAAUUCCAAAGUUUCUCCAAAGCCAACUGUAUCAGAUGAAUCUGGUAAGAUCGUAGAUAAAGAGUGGUGGAAGAAGAGAUCGGGAUCGAGCGAGAGUGAAGGUGGUGGAUCCAAUAUUAACAGUGGAAGCAGCAAAAAUAGCCAUAGUAGCAGCAUCGGUAGCAGCAGCAGCAGCAGCAGCGGGAACAUCAACAAUACCGGCCACAGGCAUAAAGGGAAUGGGUGCUUAGCUUUCAUCUUCACUAGGAAAAGCAAAGCAUCGCGGUGAAAGGGCAGCCUUCGGCCUACUUUGGAAAUGAAGUUCAAGGUGUAAUUAUGUUCCAGUAAUGCUAAAUGUUUACGCUAAAUGAGGUUGGCAUGCAGCUGCAAAGCCUCAGAGAUUGUAAUUACAGAGUUCUCUGUUUUUUCUUCUUAGCUGAAGAUGAAUCAUAAUUUUGGUGUCCUCUAGUUUGAAAUGAGCAGAAGACAAGUGAUUAAGGAGUGCCAAGAUGAACAGGUUUAUGGGGAAUCUGUGAAUGAUAUCUCUUACCAUAGCGACCAGAUUUAAACUGUAUCUUGUAUAUCUUCUUUCUUUAUGUGUUAAAACUUGGGAACUUUUUUGCUUGAUCUUAACAUUUUACUGAAAUCAUAUUCAUGGGGUUGUGUUUUUCA
Messenger RNA from Gossypium raimondii (Peruvian cotton), 1358 nucleotides. RefSeq lists its product as uncharacterized. The transcript is spliced from 2 exons. Bases 37 to 975 code for a protein of 312 amino acids. Lineage: Eukaryota; Viridiplantae; Streptophyta; Magnoliopsida; Malvales; Malvaceae. The record is from RefSeq and is a predicted model, not a curated record.